Molecule: messenger RNA, 822 nt
Organism: Talaromyces proteolyticus
Lineage: Eukaryota; Fungi; Ascomycota; Eurotiomycetes; Eurotiales; Trichocomaceae
Exons: 2
Coding region: 1-822 (273 amino acids)
Biological process (GO): regulation of transcription by RNA polymerase II
Cellular component (GO): nucleus
Source: RefSeq, a predicted model, not a curated record
AUGGAUACUGGUAUAUCCAUUAGCUUUGGCAGCAAGAUAUCGAAUUCUUUUUGGGGCGGGUAUGAGUAUGCUUCCGGGUUGCCACAACCGGAGCCAAUAACCUCUCCCGGGGAUUCGACGUCUUCGGAUUUACCGAACUGGGCACCACAACAGACACCAUGUCACUUUUAUACUGCAGAAGGGAUCCACUAUCAGGUUAAACAUGGCGAGGUCGACACUAUCUCUCCCAAAGAUGCUCUUCUGGAGGCUGCCGAGAGAGCGUCACCGUUCCCACCUGAUGACUUUGUCAACGGCGUGAACUCUUUCCAAGCUACCCUGCCAUACACCCAGAUGGAAACAUUCUCAAGCCAAUCCGCUAGGCAGGCUGCCAGUCUUCCACAGCAAUUGAACCAUUCGCAACUGCUACAGACUCGUCGCACUACCAGCAGUCUGAACCAGCAGACACCCAAAUUUCUGGCGUUCUUGACUACCAUGGAGUCUAUCAAGAGCGAGUCGAUCGACUCGGGUAUCUACUCCCAUCCCUAUCGCGACCGCACCGUACUGUUCAAGACGCCAGCUAAGUUGCAGAAACACAAGCGCAAGGCCGGCCCCUUUAUAUGCAAUUGGAUCAAUUAUUCUGGCGAGCCAUGCAACUCUACUUUCUCACGGCCCUACGAGAAGGCUCGACAUGAGCGCACAAUACACAAUACCCAUAAAGAGAACGUGCGCUGCGAUUUUUGCACGGGAGAAAGGACCUUCUCGCGCAACGAUGCGCUUACCCGCCACAUACACCUCGUGCACCAAGAAGUCUGCAGUUGCGACAAGUGCAAAGCCUUGACAUAG